AUGGGAUGUGUGAUAUCCGUUUUGCUUUUUCUAGUCAUUUCAACCGAGCGGGUUUUUGCCACGAGAGGUGGUCUACCUCUGAGUAUCAGCUUCGAUCCCCCAGCCGAUCGAGUCCGAUUAGGUGCCCCGCUGACUGUGCGAUGUGAACUGGCCUCGGUGGACACGGGCUCACGCGUCCAAGGCCCUGUGACCGAUGGUGUGAGUAUGUUAUUGCACUGCCCAAUCGCACCGUGGGGAUCAUUUUGUUUUCUCAAUUGUAAAUCUGCUUGUGCGGAUGAGGAACCGGGCAAAUGUCCGUUUCUUCGAGAUUUGGGCAAUGUGAGUUGUCAGAAAAUUGUCACCCAAGAAGGUCUUGUAAGGUAUGAGUACAAAAUUCCCCGAUUGACCAAACAAUGGCUCACCCGGCGUGAAGCCCAAGAACCUGGAUUUUACUGUCGUUCGGCCGGACUGAAAACUCCGGAAGUAUGGCUUACAGCUAGUAAAGAUUCGCCACCGCCGGCCGUAAAGCCGGUGCCUGUUGAGACGCAUUUCACCCCCAAACCGGACAAUCCACCACCCGCCGAACCGUCGAAAGAAGAGUCAGUGAAACCAAGGCCCCCUGCCGUGGCUGGUCCGUCAGCGGACAAUUCAGUCCAACCUGCCCAGCCGAAGUUGAACGGGGAGACGAGAAAUGAAGCAGAGGAAACUAUUGUGAUUCCCAAAAGUGAUUUGGAAGCGAAAAUGCCGGAACCAGUGACCAAACUCACAGCCGAUCACAAGGAAGCGCAUGAGUUAUCUGCGACGGAAAUAUUUGUGAUGAUCGACACAAAGUUGACUGAACAGCUGUUUCGUCCUGUGUCCCCGUGUCCGGACUCGAACCGUGAAUCUUCGGGUUGGGACUUCAAAUCCUUAGCACUGAUCUACACGGUUGAUGGUCAUCGUCAUCUUUAA
Messenger RNA from Echinostoma caproni, 930 nucleotides. The record is from the annotation of a GenBank genome assembly. Lineage: Eukaryota; Metazoa; Platyhelminthes; Trematoda; Plagiorchiida; Echinostomatidae.